Molecule: messenger RNA, 2268 nt
Organism: Lingula anatina
Lineage: Eukaryota; Metazoa; Brachiopoda; Lingulata; Lingulida; Lingulidae
Source: RefSeq, a predicted model, not a curated record
CUGGGAAGGAAAAAGUGUUUAUAUAAGAUAUAUAUACACAGUAGGCCUUAUAUAUAGGACUAUAUAUAUAUAUGUUCUCCACAAUGUUAUCUUUUUAUCAGUUUGACUGCAUCUUGUGGUUAAUGUAAAUCAGAUCGGCGACAAAAGCUGCAGCCAUGGACCAGCAUCCAGUUAGCGAGCGCGUGCAGUGUCUGCCAAUAUGUGUGACAAUGCAUGACUAUUUCGACAAAAUGGCGAAGAAGUCCCCCGAUCAAGACGCAUGCGUUGUCUAUCAUUCUCAAGACGACAGACAGUCCUUGACGUUCUCAGGUCUGCGUUAUCGAUCGCUAAAUUUGGCCAAACACUUGAUCAGUAAAGGGAUUGGAAAAGGCGAUAUAAUUGGUCUUCUGUCUACGAAUUGCACAGAGUUCUUCGUUGCUUUUCUAGCCUUGUCUCGGAUAGGAGCACCAAUACUGCUCUUGCGAUAUGGCAGCACGGCUGCAGAGGUCUGCAUGCUGUUGACCAAGAACAACAGCAGGGGAUUGCUGGGCAGUGCGCACUGUGAAAAGGACGUCACCAUAGUUAACACUAUUAAGACGCUCAUGGUAGAUAAAAGGAAGAAUUCGGCGGAGAAAAGACCAUUUAUGGUCAUGGGAAUGGGCCCCCGUGAUAACGAAGUGCACGUGUCCGGCAAGGCGAAAAUAUCUGACCACCUUAGCCAGGUAAACAUCCCAGAUGUGGGCCUCGAUGACGACUGCGUAAUAUUCUUUACCUCUGGCAGUUCCGGGGAGCCAAAACCUAUCCCAUGCAGUCACCGGACACUGAUAGCAAGGACUCGUUCCUGGGGCGAAUUCGCCUUUUCAGGGCCAGAUACAGCGGGCACGAGAUUCUUCAAUGACCGCCCGUUGGCGUGGACCGGGGGAUUCCACAUGAUACUUAAUAUGUGUGUAUUUGGUGUAUGCUCAGUCACUAUGACAACCGACUUUGUCAUGCAUCGUGGUGCUAUCGAGUUCGUUAUGGCUAUCUUAAAUGAGGAGAAGUGUACGCACGCUUUUCUAAUGAAUUACCAACUCGUCGACUUAAUGCACCGUGGAGACACGUGCCUCCCUCUUUGUUACCUUAAAUACGUGGUGACAGUAGGACAAAAGACAGAUCGCUUGGCAAUAGAGCAUGUGCUUGUGUCUUUUCCUGGCAUUUCAUUCUUGUACCAUUAUGGUCUCAGUGAGAACGGUUUUGCCAUGUACCAGCGUCAUACCGACACAACGACAUUACACGACGAUGGUUUCAGCAUCCACGAUGGAAUCGAGAUCAAGCUUAUCGACUCAGGUGGCGAGACCGUGGAGACCGGUUCCCCUGGAGAGAUAUGCAUUCGAUCGGAAGCUCUAUUUCGAGGUUACCUCGGCUGUCCCUCGGCAAACGAAAGAACGUUCCUACCUGGUGGCUGGUUCCGCACCGGAGACAUAGCCCUUAGUAGGACAGACGGCAAGGUUGUAUUGUUAGGGCGUUCAGACGACAUGAUCAAAAGGGCGGGAGUGAAAGUGUUUCCUAUGGAAGUAGAAAAAGUUCUGCGUCAACAUCCGUGCAUCAAAGAGGUAGUGGUGGUUGGGGUACCUGAUGAGCGUCUGUUUGAAGAUCUCUGCGCGUGUGUUAUACCUCGUGACUCCAAUUUAUUUGACGUCAGCAGUUUCAGUCACUGGUGUCAGGAGCGGUUUUCCAUCGGACCAGACGGUCGGUCUUUGGCGCCAAGCUAUACCCUUGAGUUUGACGAGUAUCCACGAACAGACAACGGUAAAACAAGUAGAAAGAGAUUGAAAGAAAUUGCAACAUUACGCCUUCAGAAAUGAGCAAUUGGAAGAGGGGUGAUGUAAGAGCAAGGCUAUCUAUAAUGGAGCUCCCUCUCCCUCUUCUUUAUAUCGGCUAACGUUGCUUGGAUGACCUCACAAGUAGCUGAUUACCACAAGUCAGGUGUACGCGUAUUAUGUCGAAAGCUAGGCAAUAAUAGUGAUUCUUUUAUCUGCAACUUGUCAUAUUGUAAAUUUUAUAGUUACUUUCACAGCAUUAUGGAAGUCAUUCUGGCUAUGUUAUUUCAGCCGAGCUAAAACGAAUGCCAAACAAAUAUUGGAAUGUAUUUCCAAAGCUUUUGGCUAAAAGAACAAUUCUGUACAUGUUUAAAAACACAAACACUUGGAUGUAAACGAUUUAUUUUCAAUAGCAUCACCUCUUUCCAAGUUUUAUAUCACUUAAAACGAUAAUUUGUUAUCUAGGUUGGGCCUAAUAAUAAAUAUUGCA